UCAAGAAUACUCAUUUACAUAACCAGUGCAAUCACGUCACGUUAUUCAGAAUUCUUUUUGUUCCUGGACUUCAGUCUUCAGUUGCUUAUCCUACUGAACUGAACUGAAACCACAGAAGUCUUCAAAAGGAACCCUACACUGCGGAGUUUACAAAUUUCGAUUUCUGGAACUCAGCAGUGUUGACCGCAUUUCCGCAGAGCGGAGAGUUGGAACAACUGGCGACAACCAGCAAAACAUGGCAGAUACCCUUCUCAAGAUCCUGCAAGAGCUAGCACCCGAGGUACUGGACCAAUUCAAAUACUACUUAACCAAGCAGAACAAACCGAUUCCUCUUGGGAAUCAGGGUACUACUGUAACUCAUCUGGUGCAGAGUAUGGAGCUGGCCUAUACGGAAGAACUUUCCCUUGAUGUAACUCUAACAAUUUUGGAAAAAAUGGAUUGCACACAAGUUGCACAAAAACUUAAGCAAAUGAUGCAGAAUCGACAUACCACAAGUGUUCCAGGGCCCAGUCUGGAUCAGAAGCAGAACAAUUUGAACUUCUUCAACAAGUACAAGGCAGACCUGGAGGAACGAAUGGACGUCUCUGGCCUACUCAGAGAACUAGAGCGGUGUGGCAUUCUCAAUGCUCAGGAGAGGGAGAUGGUGGCUGUGAAACCCACUUCUGACCAGCGGAACCAUGCUCUGAUCGUCCAUCUCGAUCGGAAGGGAGAAGUGGCUCAAAAUAAGUUUUAUGAGAUUCUGAAGAAAACCGAACCCUACCUUGUGACAGAUCUUGAAAACGCUUAGCUUAGAAUAGCAGGACAAUUGAUACAUUUGUCAUUUGUAAUUUUUUGACAAAUUUAUUUUCAUGCAUCUUUUUUUAUCCAAAUGAAUUUGAUUAGCCGCAACAGAUUUGUAUGAAUACCUUUCAGCAUUUUUAGUUAGGCUAUUUGACUGGGCUGUAUUGGGGCAUGUCAUCAAAUAAAUAAAUGUUGCCAAUAUAGA
This is a messenger RNA of Alosa alosa (allis shad), 985 nucleotides long. RefSeq names its product caspase recruitment domain-containing protein 8-like. The record is from RefSeq and is a predicted model, not a curated record. NCBI's taxonomy places the organism in Eukaryota, Metazoa, Chordata, Actinopteri, Clupeiformes, Clupeidae. Bases 236 to 787 code for a protein of 183 amino acids. The transcript has 5 exons. Gene Ontology annotation, biological process: regulation of apoptotic process.